Molecule: messenger RNA, 1332 nt
Organism: Penicillium waksmanii
Lineage: Eukaryota; Fungi; Ascomycota; Eurotiomycetes; Eurotiales; Aspergillaceae
Product: elongation factor 1-alpha
Exons: 6
Coding region: 1-1332 (443 amino acids)
Biological process (GO): translational elongation; translation
Molecular function (GO): GTP binding; translation elongation factor activity; GTPase activity
Source: RefSeq, a predicted model, not a curated record
AUGGGUAAGGACGAGCGUACUCACGUCAACAUUGUCGUUAUCGGCCACGUCGAUUCCGGCAAGUCCACCACCACCGGUCACUUGAUCUACAAGUGCGGUGGUAUCGACACUCGUACCAUCGAGAAGUUCGAGAAGGAGGCUGCUGAGCUCGGAAAGGGUUCCUUCAAGUAUGCCUGGGUUCUCGACAAGCUGAAGGCUGAGCGUGAGCGUGGUAUCACCAUCGAUAUCGCUCUGUGGAAGUUCCAGACCGCCAAGUUCGAGGUUACCGUCAUUGAUGCCCCCGGUCACCGUGACUUCAUCAAGAACAUGAUCACUGGUACCUCCCAGGCCGAUUGCGCCAUUCUCAUCAUCGCCUCCGGCACUGGUGAGUUCGAGGCUGGUAUCUCCAAGGACGGCCAGACCCGCGAGCACGCCCUUCUGGCUUUCACCCUUGGUGUCCGUCAGCUCAUUGUUGCCCUCAACAAGAUGGACACUGCCAAGUGGGCCCAGGCCCGUUACGACGAGAUCGUCAAGGAGACCUCCAACUUCAUCAAGAAGGUUGGCUUCAACCCCAAGACCGUUCCCUUCGUCCCCAUCUCCGGCUUCAACGGUGACAACAUGCUUGAGCCUUCCCCCCAACUGCCCCUGGUACAAGGGCCAUCGAUGCCAUCGAGCCCCCCUGUCCGUCCCUCCAACAAGCCCCUCCGUCUGCCCCUCCAGGAUGUCUACAAGAUCUCCGGUAUUGGCACGGUUCCCGUCGGUCGUGUUGAGACCGGUAAGAUCGUCCCUGGUAUGGUUGUUACCUUCGCUCCCGCCAACGUGACCACUGAGGUCAAGUCCGUCGAGAUGCACCACCAGCAGCUCAAGGAGGGUCUCCCCGGUGACAACGUCGGCUUCAACGUCAAGAACGUCUCCGUCAAGGAGGUUCGCCGUGGUAACGUCGCUUCCGACUCCAAGAACGACCCCGCCAUGGCUGCUGCCUCUUUCAAUGCCCAGGUCAUUGUUCUGAACCACCCCGGUCAGAUCGGUGCCGGUUACGCUCCCGUUCUGGACUGCCACACCGCCCACAUUGCCUGCAAGUUCUCUGAGCUUCUGGAGAAGAUUGACCGCCGUACCGGAAAGUCCGUUGAGGACCAGCCCAAGUUCGUCAAGUCUGGUGAUGCCGCCAUUGUCAAGAUGGUUCCCUCCAAGCCCAUGUGUGUUGAGGCUUUCACUGACUACCCCCCUCUGGGUCGUUUCGCCGUCCGCGACAUGCGUCAAACCGUCGCCGUCGGUGUCAUCAAGUCCGUCGACAAGUCCGUUGGUGGUGCCGGUAAGGUCACCAAGGCUGCCCAGAAGGCUGGCAAGAAAUAA